Messenger RNA from Lathyrus oleraceus (garden pea), 1059 nucleotides. RefSeq lists its product as uncharacterized. The record is from RefSeq and is a predicted model, not a curated record. The transcript has 3 exons. Lineage: Eukaryota; Viridiplantae; Streptophyta; Magnoliopsida; Fabales; Fabaceae. The coding region runs from base 1 to 1059 and encodes 352 amino acids.
AUGGCUGUUAACAAUCUCCAAUUUGCGCAACGAAUAGAUUCCAGUAUUCAGACUUUACAGACACAGAUUGGACAGCUUGCCACUUCGAUGAAUGCCAUGCAGCAAGCCCAAGGAUCAAACCAACUUCCUGCCCAAACUAUUAUGAACCCAAAAGGUCCUAAUGCUAAUGUGAGUGUAAUUUCGUUGAGAUCCGGGAAGGUAACAGAACCAACCCCAGAAAAUAAAAAAAAAAAUCUUGAGGUAACACCUGGACCUUCUUCCGUUGUGAUAGAAACUGAAACCUUUGUUGUGGUAGAAACUGAAAAAGAAAAAGAGAAUGAGUAUGUGCCACCAGUUCCCUUCCCACAUAGAAUACUGAAAAAUAAAAGGACUGAUGAUGGAGACAAGGAGAGAGAGAUUUUAGAUGUGUUCAGAAAAGUGGCGGUAAACAUUAUGCUUCUUGAUGUUAUUAAGCAGGUUCCAAAGUAUGCAAAAUUUCUAAAAGACUUGUGCACAAGUAAGAAAAGGUUGAAGGGCAAUGAGAGAGUAAAUUUGGGACGAAACAUUUCAGCCCUUAUCCAGCCUAAAUAUUCACCUGAAAAAGCUACUGUUUCAUCCCUCAAUCAAGCCAUACCCCAGAAGUGCAAGGAUCCAAGAACUUUUGUUAUUCCAUGUACCAUUGGGGAUAGUAAAUUCGACAAUUACAUGCUUGAUUUGGGAGCAGGCAUUAAUGUUAUACCUACUUUUGUUUAUAAUAACCUUGAUCUUGGUCCUUUACAACAUACAGGUUUAAUCAUUCAACUAGCGAAUAAAAGUAUUGCUCGCCCUAUUGGAGUAGUGGAAGAUGUCCUUGUUCAAGUUAAUGACUUGAUUUUUCCUACAGAUUUCUACAUUCUGGACAUGUAUGGAGAAACAAAUUCAAGCAGACCGCCCAUCAUUUUAGGCAGAUUGUUCAUGAAAACGUUAUUGUUGUUGUUGGUUGUUGUUGUUAUGGUUGUCGUCGUCGUUGUUAUUAUUGUUAUUGUUAUUGUCAUGGUAUUUAGACUUAAGAAGUUGUAUGUGAUUAAGGAUCGUAAUUGA